Messenger RNA from Arabidopsis lyrata subsp. lyrata, 757 nucleotides. Its product is annotated as cyclin-dependent protein kinase inhibitor SMR2. The coding region runs from base 245 to 580 and encodes 111 amino acids. The record is from RefSeq and is a predicted model, not a curated record. The transcript has a single exon. Gene Ontology annotation, biological process: regulation of DNA endoreduplication. Lineage: Eukaryota; Viridiplantae; Streptophyta; Magnoliopsida; Brassicales; Brassicaceae.
CACUUCUAAUUCCCAAAACUAUUAAGUUGCACAAAAAGCAUUGAAUAUCCGAAUAUUCAUUUAUUCAAGAUUAAUACAUACAUGGACAUUUUCGCAAAAUACAAACUCUUUAAUCUCUCCCUUUUCUCUAUCUCUCUCUCUCUCUCUCUCUACCUAUCACUUUCUAUAUUCCAGUUUCACUUUCAAAUUAAUAUUCUUUCCUUUGGAAGGUAAAAACCCACGAAACUUUCACAUCCAUGUGACCAUGUCUAAGGUUCUCGAGCCCCUAGAAGAAGAAAAGACAGUAGAGCAGAAACCCAGAAGCCAAGAAGAAGAAGAUCAUCAAGAGACAUCGAAGAAAGAAGAGUUGUUAGAAUCUUUGUGUACUCCAACUUCAAGUGAUCACAAGAUUCCGGAGGUGGAGACAUGUCCUCCGCCGCCAAGAAAGCGACCGCGUGAGAUUUCUCUGACAAAGAAGAAAAGAUUGUCCAAAGAUCUUCGGUUCUUCGAAGCCACCGACGUCGGAAGCCAAGAGGUAGAGACUUUAUUUGUUCACGAACCAAACCAUAUCCGUAAGAAACGGAGGAGUUAUAGUGCCUGAAUCAAAUUUGAUUCUGUAGAUAUACUCUUCUUUCUUUACCUUUACACAUAAUUUUCAAUCGCUUUAUAUACUACUUAUUAUAAUAAUCUUUAGUCCGAAUUCGUGUUUCUUUAUGGGAUUUUAACUCUGCUUGUGUACAUGAUUUUGUCUAUUCGGUCUUUUUAUUUUUGUCUUUAA